AACAUUAAACUUCCGUUUUCAGUCUUGCUAAGUAACUAACUCAUUUUAUGGCUUGACUGUGUGUUGGCCACAGCUAUUAGUGUUCAACACAUCAUAAUCGUCAGGUCAACAACCUUCAGUGUUAAUACAGUCUGUGAUUUAAAGAAACUAGGUGAGCAACUGUAGCUGUCAUAGCGCUGUUUUACAGAUACUCCAGUUCUUUUAUAUCUUUAAGCUAGCUAACGGUAGCGUUAGCAAAGGAGCUCCAGGGAUGGCGGAGGUUCCCGGGACAUCAAGUGAGACGAUAACGGAGACCGUUCAGACUAAUACACCGCCGCCGCCCCAGCAGGAGGGACGAAGCCUGACAAUCAAGCUGAGGAAGAGGAAGACUGAGAAGAAGGUGGAGUGGUCCAGCGACACUGUUGACAAUGAGCACCUGGGAAGAAGAUCUUCAAAAUGCUGCUGUAUUUAUGAGAAGCCUCGACAGUUUGGAGAGUCAUCCUCUGAAAGCGAGGGAGACGAUGAUGAAGAAGGGUGUGGCAGUGCUCACUGUAUCCUGGGCCACGGCAGGAGAGGCCAUGGACAGAGAGGGGCCGGGGGAACCACAGUGCCCCCAAACUCUGGAGGGUCACACACCCACUAAUGAGCAUUGCAGUCCGAUUGUGGGGUCUCAGUGGUUUCCUCUCACCACAACAACGACACAUUGCAAAACUGCACUCUUUUUUAGAUUAGUUCCAUCACUGAGGUACAGGCAGGCCUGGUGCUGCGUUCUAGUCAUGAGUCAGAAAGUCCCAGCUGCUGGAGCAGGAUUACAGCCCCUGUGCUGCUGCUCUGAAAAACACAGAGCAACAUGGAUUAUUGAAGUUAGCCUAAUUGAAAAUCCUGCUCUCCUUUCUACAGCUAAAAGCAUGCUCAGUAUUGUGCCAACUAAUAUACAUAACAUGAAAUGAUAACAAUUAGGAGUGAUUUUAAAUUUCUUUUUUACUCAAUUGUAAAGGACACAUGUUGCAAUGAGAAUAGAAUUUAAAAGACCAUACCAGUGUUUUUUUUCAUGUCUUAGCCCUUUUACUACAAAUCACACACGCUACAUAUCAGAUUUCAGCUGAGCAUUUCCCAAAGCAUGAUGCAGGGUGGUAGAUUUUAAAAUACUUACCUACUUUCCAGGCAGCCUUUGGUUUCUAUUCAUUUCACAGUGCUUUGAAACUAAACUUUGAUAGUUCGUCACAGUGAGUAUCAUCUUUGCUUUUAUUUAUUGCUGUUGCAGCCAGUGGUUAUUCUCCUCAUCCAUUAAUCUGCUGGCUGUUAACAGAGUAAUCAUUUCUAUGUCUAUAAAAUGUCGGGACGUAGAGAUAAAAUUCCAUCACACCAUAUAUGACCAGCAGUCUAAAAUCCAGUUUACUCUUAUACAUGACAAAGACAAAUCAGAUCGUCACACUGCAGAGGUUAGACCCAGUGAAUGUUGGUGUUGGUUUAUAAAAUACUGGUAACCUAUUAUCAGCAUAGUUACAGAUUCUGUCAGUCCCCUAACUAACACACUAACUAAUCAGUUCAGCUCUAUUAUUGAUUUUUGUUUUUUUUAUUUGUCAAUUAAUUUAAUAGUUUUCACAGCCUGAACUUGACAUCUUGGCCUGUUUUGUUCCAAAAAAAAAAAAAAGAGAGAAAAGAAAAAAAGAAAAGUAAAGAUACUCUCUUCACAGAUGUUCAUUGUCUGAUUAAAUUGGAACAUUUUGCUGAUUAAACAACUAAAUAAUAACCAAUUAAUUUUCUGUCAGUGCAUUUUAUUUGCUUAGUUAUUUUAUUUCUAUCAGCCUGCACUUACAUGUGCAUUACCACCCAUUUGUAACAAAACCUUUCCAACAAUUAAAGAAGAUACAUGAAAAUAGAAAUGAUGGAUUAUAUUAGCUAAGCAGGUUUUAAGCUUCUGCAAGUAUGAUUUUAUACUGCCUGGAAGGUCAGACAAAACAAGAUCAUUUAAAAUCUUAUAAGAGUGCAGUAUGCUUUGGAAAACUGUCAGCAGAAGUUAUGUAAACUAUGUCUGUGAUUUGUCAUAAAUGAGAUAAAACAACUAAAAACACUUUUAUGAUAUACGGUGUAUGCUAAUGUCACCAUAAAAAAGCAACAGAGAAUAUGGAUUAAUGAUUUAUUGAAUUAAAUUACAAAUUCUCUUCCCCUUUCAACAGCUAAAACACGUUCAACUUUGUGCCAACUGAUAAUUGUAAUGUAUUAAUGUAGGAGCUACAAUAGAACUGGACUAUUAUCAAUGGACAGAUACCAGUAUACUAACCCCUCUACUGCAAAUGACAUUUCUGAACAUAACUGUAUUUGCUUCCAUUUACAGACAUGUGAUAGUGCUGAAGAGCUUCAAGAGUCUAACAGUAUGGUUUUAUUCUGUAGUAAAAUGAGUGGAAACCAAUGGCUUACAACCUAAAGACAUCAAACAGUUGGGAGUGCUUUGGAAAAUGGUCCUCAGCAGUAAUGUGAUGUGUCUGUGAUUUGUCAUAAAUUAGCUAAAACUGACUUUAAUGUCUUUAACUAUAACGUCACCAAAACCAGAAACCUUUGCUCAGACUCCAUGCUUAUAAUUCCGAUUGGAAAUGCCAUCACUGCACUUUCCCUGGCAUGUAUAUCAGACUCUAUGACAGAGGCUUCUCUGGAACGCAGCACACAGUAUACUGGGAGCUUUGAGGAGAUGGAGAUAGAGAGGCCAUAAAAUGCUGUCUGGCUGUGUAUUUUCUUUUGACAAAGUGGCAGAGUUAAUUGUAUAUAAUACAGCACAUCGCUUUUUAUUUUUUUAAUUUAUUUUCCGGUCUUAAUUCUAAACUUGCUAAUACUUGACAUGCAGUCGACCACUGUCUGUGUAGUAACACUUAGAAAUUACAAACCAAUGUGUGAGAAUGAGAACAGAGAGGAUUAAAGACUGGACAGGGAUCUUUUUUUUUUUUUUUUUUUAACAUUUAGUUGAGGAGGCGUUUGAUGUUUCUCAUUUAUAGACCACUUUUAAAGCUGACAGAACAUGUUAAUUACACUUACACUUAAUUACAUUAUUACUAGAUUUGGUUUUAGCACCAUUAAUAUACUCUAUUAGGCCAAAUUAAUCAGUAUUACAGAGCUCAACCCUGGGACCUGUUCUUCAUAUAACUUCAUGAAUUUGAUUUUAUCACUGAUGAUUUAACACAAGGCUUUUUCAGCUCUUCAAACCUGUUUUAAUUGUUGUUGUCAUAGCAACAAGUCAUACAAACCUACAGAAGUGCAGCAUUCUCACAGUUAGCUGCAUCAUGACUAAACCUUUUAGGGUUAACCCAAAAUAUGAAGUCAUUCUCAGUCACAUGAUUCCUUGCAUGUCAGAUAUUAAUAAAACAGAUGAGAUUGUGUGAUUGACUGUAAAAUACCUAUAUAACUGAUCAGCUAGGCCAUAUCAUAACAGAAAUUCAGACCUGCUUCAAAUUUGGUUUCUAAGAUAUGAAUUCAGCUAAAGUUUCUGUUUUUAAAACAAUGGAAUCAGAACAUGGCAUUUACACAGCAAGAUGUAUAAAUGUAUUCAUACAUUGUAACAUUUAAGUAGCUUUAAUUUAUUUAAUUUAUUAGGAUCCUCAUUAGCUUCAUCGCAGCAGAGGCUUUUCUUUUCAUCAAUUUACAUUAAAUUUGAGUCAGUCUUACUGAACACACUUCACAGUUUGGUCAUAGAAAAACAUCUCGUCUUUGCCUUUAGCACCUGUUUCUGAUUUGAGGCUUUAACAGUGCCACUGCCAUUCUGUAUCCAUCAGACUAUGUCAACCAAUCAUACCUGUGCUGAUUCUGCCCUUGACUCAUGUUGUGUUUAAUUCAAAAUAGAAAUUUGCUGUUCUUAUCUUAGAUUGAAAAAUCCAUCCUCCACCUAUGAUGGAAGAACUGAAUUAGCCGUAUAGGAAUUAUCUACAUGACUUUAUCUGGUUAACGUGAUAUGUGCCUGCAUUAGUUAAACUGUAUAUGAAGAAUGGGGGCCUGGUUAGGGAGCUGUUUCUUUGGCUUGAAACAAAACAUCAGACAAGACCGAGACGUCUAGUUCUAUUAAAAUCACUGACCUAAGCUCAAAGGCUGCCAGUUUAGCUCUGACCUAACCACCCAAGACUUUUGACAUUAAACUUUUAAUUAUUUUUUUCAAAGCUGUAAUUGUCAGUUUGCUAUAAUGACUGAUUACAGGGCACUCUGUUAUUUUCUGACAGCAUUCGAUUUGUUGAAACAGAAUGUGUGUUGGUAUUUUUAACUUCUAAAUCCUCUGCUGGGUUUCAUUUGCUUGACUGAUUCCACUGUCUUCACUGGACAAUCCUAGACAUUCAGUUUUAGAGUUGUUUCUUUGCAUAGCUUGUUAAAGUGUGGUAGAGGAGGAUGGUUGAGUUGUCAGCCAGCAGUGCAGAUGGAUAAGAAAAAGUUGAUUUCCGCACUCAGUCACUUAACUCCUGAAACGAAGCACCCGUAGGUUAAAUUCAGCUGCAUGUUGGUCAUAAAAGAAAAAUCUACAAUUUGACUCUAUGAACUCGUGCUUAUGACUGUGUGAGAGUGAUGGACAUGCUUUAUUGCUAUGAGGUGAAUCUAUAAAGAUGCAGCAUUCUAUGAUUGGAGGUCCAUUCCUGACCAGGCUGUACAUAUGUAAGUGGCUCACAGCUAAUGUGGUGUACAGGACAGGAGAGGUGAAGAUGCAUGAUCGCAGGCCCAGGCUUUGUUCUCAUGUCUCAGCUAUGACCAAAACUCACCUGAUACAGGUUCCAUCAACAUCCUCCUCCUCGUCCUCCUCUACAGUUUCAGACCAUUUUUGAUAUGUGACAGUACUGUGGAUUACACUCAUUCACUUAAUUUACACCACCGCCACUUUCUGUACUAUCUACCUACAUAGACGUUGUUACAUAUGUACAUUGUUCUUGUACUGGCAAUGCAUCAUUCUGUAUAUACUAUUAAGCAUAAUGAGAGCAGAUUUAAUGUGAAUUAAAGUUUUGAACUGUGAUGAAAGCUACAAA
Lates calcarifer (barramundi perch) is the source of this 4970-nucleotide messenger RNA. RefSeq names its product protein phosphatase 1, regulatory (inhibitor) subunit 11 (gene ppp1r11). Gene Ontology annotation, cellular component: nucleus. Gene Ontology annotation, molecular function: protein serine/threonine phosphatase inhibitor activity; protein phosphatase 1 binding. Bases 251 to 622 code for a protein of 123 amino acids. The record is from RefSeq and is a predicted model, not a curated record. Lineage: Eukaryota; Metazoa; Chordata; Actinopteri; Centropomidae. The transcript is spliced from 3 exons.